GGGACGUGGUCGAAGUGGGAUGGGGCGGGGACAUGCUCCCCCAGGGAGCGCGGUCCUUGUGUCUGGGGACGGGAUUUGAUAUUUCGGGGGCGUGGUUGUGGUGACAGCGGGCGUGGCUAAUCGGGUCUGGGCGUGGUCAUAGCUGCAGGGGCGGGACCCGAGUGGCAUCUUCGCUGGUUCCUCUCCAGGCGACCUUCCCAUCUUGAUCAUGGCCGCUAGCUGCAUUCACUUGUAUGGGGCUCUAUGCCCACAGUUCCUGGCCUCGGUCGAUACGCUGUUGUUUGACUGCGAUGGGGUGCUGUGGAAAGGAGACACCCCGAUUCCCGGGGCCGUGCAAUUAAUUAACCGGCUGCAAGAGCGGGGGAAGCGGGUCUUCUUCCUGACCAACAAUAGCACCAAGAGCAGGCAGAUGUAUGGGGAGAAGCUGCAGGGUCUGGGCUUCCAGGCUCGCCCUGAACAGGUCUACGGCACCGCGCCCUGCGCCGCACUCUAUUUACGGCAGGAAGCCAAGCUGCGAGGCUCCGUCUACCUGAUCGGCGGCGCGGCCCUCCGUGGGGAGCUGGGGGCACAAGGCAUCGUCUGUUCGGGCUCCAGCCCUGGUCCAGAGCUCACCCCUGGGCCCGGGCCCAUGCAGGCUUGGGCGGCCGAACCCCUCGACCCAGCUGUGGGCGCCGUGCUGAUCGGCUUCGAUGAGCAUUUCACUUACAUGAAGCUGUGCCGGGCCGCCCGCUACCUGCGGGAUCCCUCCUGUAUCUUCCUUGCCACAAAUGCAGACACCCUGCUCCCAUUGGAGGGAGGUGGGGUCCCGGGCACAGGCUGCUUGGUGAAGGCAGUUGAAGCAGCAACAAAUCGCACUGCUCAUGUCAUCGGCAAACCCAAUGCUUUCAUGUUUGAUUGUAUGGUGAAAGAGCAUGGCAUUGAUCCAAGCAGGACAGUAAUGGUGGGAGACAGGCUGGACACUGACAUCGUCAUGGGGUACAAUUGUGGCCUCCGCACCAUCCUAACUCUAACUGGCAUUUCCAAACUAGAAGAGGCAAUGGCAUAUCUGGAAAGCGACUCCCCUGACCACCACAAGCUGGUUCCCAGCUACUACGUGGGCAGUGUAGCUGACCUGCUUUCAGCACUUGAUUGACAAAAGUCAUGACAUUGUGCUCAUUUUAUGCAUGGCUUUUACUGUAUUCUUAUCCUCUAUACAGUACAAUCACUGUAAUAUCAUGAAUACCUUGGCGCAAUGAUUGUUAAGUGUUUUUGUAUAAAGUUUAUUUUAAAUAGCAGUCUAUAACAAUCAUGUUAUUUCUUCUUCUGAAUAAGGCUGGAACAAAAAUGUGUUUCAGUGACAAACCAGAUGCACUUAUCUGUAAUAUGGCACAUUGGGGUGGAAGAUCAUGUCUGUACGUAAUGCCAUCUUGUAGGAUGCAAUUCUUCUGGUGUUUAUGUAUCUAAAAGGAUGCUUUUUAAUACAUUUUAUAAGAAAAGUAUUACUGCUGUUCAGUUGUAAUGCUGUAGUAUUGUUACUUUCAGGGGUGGAUUACACUUUAAAUGAAACAUUUUGGAUUGUAGAAGUGACAGUUGACUCUGGCUGUCUUUCAUAAUGUGUUAAUACAACAUUAUCAAUGACAUAUUGUUAUUGUAGUCCACAUCCACAUAGACUUUUGCCAGCAUUAAAUACUGUUGACCUUGGAAUAAUAACAGGAGCUGUAUCAAAACACUGAAGAGAUACAGUCUAUUUCUUUAAGAAUAAAUAGUGUGAGUGCAGUGUA
Molecule: messenger RNA, 1760 nt
Organism: Stegostoma tigrinum
Lineage: Eukaryota; Metazoa; Chordata; Chondrichthyes; Orectolobiformes; Stegostomatidae
Gene: pgp
Product: phosphoglycolate phosphatase
Exons: 2
Coding region: 209-1132 (307 amino acids)
Cellular component (GO): cytoplasm
Molecular function (GO): sn-glycerol 3-phosphatase activity
Source: RefSeq, a predicted model, not a curated record